GGCGUUUGCGUCAGAAAACCUCGCGCGGCAGAAAAAUUUCAGCUCUUAGCAGUGAAAAUUGCGUCUCAACUCAAGAGAUCAAAAAACGACUGAUGCAAGUCUAUAGUCUUCCGGAGCUCCGGCUGUGGCCUGAUAAGUCGGCCAAACUCUACGCGAUCCGGCGAUUCUUAGGAGGCAGCGCCACCUCCCGGAUUCGAGGAAAACUACUCGUAGCUAUCACCACUAUCAUCGUCCUUUUCGCAUUAAUCGUCAGCUUAUGGAGUCGCCGCCAAGAACCGGUUGGGCGCCACAACAACGCUUUGGGGAAUGAAAGCAAAGGUCUGGAACUUGGCGAGAUAUCAGCGGGCCCAUUCACUCACCAUCAUUUCGAAUCAACCGCUCGCGAUGGUCUACGAGCUGAGAUUAAAAAAUCAGCGAAUCCUAUUGAUUCAGACAACGAGUCAACUGCAAACUUGCUUCGAACCAAACUGCCACGUCUUCAAAGAGACAGAUGAUAGAGAAGUUUACAAAAUUUACACGGAAAAAAAUAGAUUGCUGAUUUGACAAUUAAAUUGUUGAAAAAAUAUAUCCAACAUAUUUCAAAUGUACAUUCAACAAUAAUGGAAAGCUAUAAUUUAACUACGGGGAUGGUUGAAUUAGCAUUGUUGCAUUGUAAAAGCUACAUUGAAACAUGUCGGACACUUUUUUUAACCACAAAACUGUUAAAUCAGCAAAUUUUAUUUUUUUUCCGGGUACAAUUCUUAAAAAAACAGACUCGAAAAACUCUGCACGAAUUUUGGGUUGCAAAACAUGCCCAAAAUUAUGUCGAAAUUGUUCCCUUUCUUUUUCCCUCCUUUCUUUUUUCCAUGUGCACAGCCAAAAAAAAUGAGAGAAAGGUAAUCGUCACUCAAGGACUUCACUGCAGCGGUUACAAUGUCACAUACCAUUUUAUAUUCCAACUUCUUUGAAUAUCAUUAAGCGAGUCCUCCAAGUUUGAUUUUUUUAUUCAUACCAGGAAGCUAAACAAGAAUGUCAAUCGUUUAUUUGUUGGGAGUUCGUACGAUUUUAUUUUCAUAAGAAAUAGUUUUUUUAUGAAAACAAUUCUUAUCAAAAAUACUUCUACUUUAAUUACUUGUAAACUUGUGUAAUUACGUAUUUUUUACCGUGCAAUAUAUUACUUUUAA
Messenger RNA from Bemisia tabaci, 1163 nucleotides. RefSeq lists its product as uncharacterized. NCBI's taxonomy places the organism in Eukaryota, Metazoa, Arthropoda, Insecta, Hemiptera, Aleyrodidae. The record is from RefSeq and is a predicted model, not a curated record.